AUAGAGUUUGAGAGAUGUUAGAGGAAGAAGAUAACAAGUGGAGAAGAGAAUGAGUUUGUUGUGCGAAAGACAAUGGUUAUCAUUGGGCGGAAUCUUGAUAUUUAUUAGAUCACUGCGGUGGAAUCUUGAUAUUUAUUAAAAAUCAACAGAUGAAUUCAUUAUGAUCCAUAAUCGGAAGAAAACAUGAAUUGCGGGGAUUUCGAGAGCCGUAGAGGAAUCCAUGUUCUUACAGCUUCCUUCACUCACCGUCCGACCUACCGUUCUCAUAUCAUAUUCAUACUCCAGUGUAAUGUCCUCAAAUUUUGCAUCUCAGUGAUGCACAAUAGUCAACACACUUCUCCAUUUUACCUUCAAUUCACUUGGAACAUCCCACCCCAUUUCAUCCAUUCCUUUGUUCCCAAUUUAAUCUUUCAGGUUGAAGAAUUUCUCUAGGUGUUCGUUUCUCCAUAUGGGUCAUCAAGUUCUGCAAUCUUUUAGUAAAAGGCGUGUGGAGUUUCGUUUAUGCAAUGUAUCAGGUUUCACCAACGAAUUACUGGAGAUUCACUCGGAUGAUCCAUCAUUGCACGUAUUGUUCAUUCCUGGAAAUCCAGGGAUUAUUUCAUUUUAUAAAGAUUUUGUCGAAUCACUGUAUCAGUUGCUUGGCGGUCAUGUGUCUAUAACAGCUAUUGGGCAUAUAUGUCAAACGAAGAAGGACUGGGAAGGUGGAAGGCUGUUUUCAUUACAAGAACAAAUUGAUCAUAAGGUUGAAUUUGUUAGACAGGAGUUACAGAAUAAAGACAUCCCCUUGAUACUGGUUGGACAUUCUGUAGGAUCGUAUAUCUCCAUUGAAUUGUUCCGCAGGUUCCAGGAUCGGGCGGUGUAUUGCAUUGGAUUGCAUCCAUUUAUGAUGGUGAACAAAGAAUCACGUCAGCAAUUUUUUAUCGAGAAACUUGCAAGGUCUCCACUGCUAUCAACUUUUUUUUCUUCUUUUGUUGCCUUGUUGGGUAUAUUACCAAUUCAAGCUUCAAGUUUUGUUGUGAGAAAAACUAUUGGGAAGUCAUGGUCCAGAACUGCUUGUGAGGCUGCUUGCUCUCAUUUGCUAAAGUACCAUAGCAUGCGAAAUGUGCUAUAUAUGGCAAUGACAGAGUUUGAGAAGUUUUCAGAAACACCAGAUUGGGCUUUUAUGAAGAAAGUGAGUCAGAAAUUAUCAUUUUUGUUCUGUAUGGAUGACCAUUGGGCUCCAAUGCAUGUGUAUGAGGAGAUUUUCAAGCAGGUCCCUGAAAUUGAUCUAUCAGUUGAAAGGGAGGGCUAUUCACAUGCAUUUUGCUGCUCUGAAGCUGCCUCAAUUUAUAUUGCUCAAUAUGUGGCUAGCUUGGUCAAGAAACAUCUCUCAGAUUAAAGGUCAGAUUUAUUCCUUCUUACUCCUUUGGAGAAUGCCUUUGUGUUUUCUAUGGGACUUUCUUAAUCUUUUAUACUAUUUUGCAUGUUUUUCAACAGUUUCUCUGUGCUUUUAUCCUUAUAUAAAGAACUCGUGUUGUUGACAAAAUAGAUGAAAAGGAAUAAUAACAGAAUCUUCUGAUGUCGAGCAUAAUGAGUCGAUGUGCCAUAUGUUGUGGUAUUGAGAAUCAAA
Messenger RNA from Cucumis melo (muskmelon), 1609 nucleotides. RefSeq lists its product as uncharacterized. NCBI's taxonomy places the organism in Eukaryota, Viridiplantae, Streptophyta, Magnoliopsida, Cucurbitales, Cucurbitaceae. The coding region runs from base 449 to 1378 and encodes 309 amino acids. Gene Ontology annotation, cellular component: lipid droplet. Gene Ontology annotation, molecular function: lipase activity. The record is from RefSeq and is a predicted model, not a curated record. Gene Ontology annotation, biological process: lipid storage. The transcript is spliced from 13 exons.